Messenger RNA from Schistosoma turkestanicum, 507 nucleotides. The record is from the annotation of a GenBank genome assembly. Lineage: Eukaryota; Metazoa; Platyhelminthes; Trematoda; Strigeidida; Schistosomatidae.
CUUAUAGUUGACAAUUUAUUUAAAAUGCAAUUGAAAGAACGGCGUUUGGUUGUUGUUGCACUGAUCACAGGUCGUAACUUUCCUAAUCGACCUACAUAUCAUUUAGUAUGUGAAGCUAAAUUCAAUAAUGAAGUUCUAUCAACCGAUCCAAUUGAACAUAAUGAAGAGCCACAAUUUGAGCAAGAACUUGCUUGGGAUUUAGAUAAAUCAAGUUUAAAACAACAUCGUUUACAACGAAGUGCAUUAAAAGUCACCGUAUCUGCUGUUGACAGUCAAUCACCGGUUAAAGAACCAAUUGGAUUUUUCAUGUUAGAUUUACGUUCGUGUUCUACGGAUAAAGUGAAUUAUUUUUUUUUUAAAAAAAUUUUUUUUAUUGCAUUUUAAAAGGUCUACAAAUGGUAUCGACUUUUGCAUAGUAAAUAUAAAAACAGUCCAGCUGUAUUUGCUUCAGUUUAUUUAGAUAGUGAAGCACAAGAACUUGUUCCUGAUCCAAAAGUGAAAACAGGU